AUGGGGUCCAAUUUCCACGCCGUGUUCUAUGUCCUGGCGAUUGCGCUGGUGCUAUUCGAGACAUGCACCGCGAACCCGCUCCCACUCCCCCAGCCUGGAUCUCAAUGCAUUGUUGGGUAUUGUCCAAAGUACUUUGCGAACUUCCCGCCGCGGGGGAGGAGGGCGCCGUCGCCUACGAUCGAGUUCAAGACGAACGCCCAGCGCCUCGCGGGUGGGAUCCCGCUCAACCCGCCCAUCUUCCGUAUGAAGAACGCCCCGCUGUGGAACCGCUCCCCUGCGCCCGCGUCACCUCCCCAACCGCGCGCGUCGCCUGAUUCAGCGCGCAUUUCAACCAUCGAGCGCUGUGGUGUCGUCGCUCUCCGGGACGAUAACGAUAAAUUGGUUGGAUACGUUGGGAGCAACGCACCUGACUCUGCGUAUAUCCGCGUUCAAGAAGAUCUUUCGGACGCUGUGACGGUCUGCUUCACCACCCGCGUAGGCCGCGUGCGCGCGCGGAACGUGCCGUUCUUUUUGGCUAGUGAAUGGGAACUUCGCAGGGCGUUCCCUCUGCUUGGUUUGGUGCAAGGUGUGCAUAAUAAUGAUACUAAUAUUGGGCCUCAGUCUACACACUACCUUAUCUUUGGCGGUGUGGAGCUUCCUGGAACCCCACCAUUGACCCCUGCUGUCACUCUUAACAACAGUCUCUCGAACUUUACGAGCGUCGAAAGAGGAGUAGAAACUAGCGUGUGGAGCGUUAACACUGAGACAGGGAACAUGAUCGCUCAAUGGACGAAUGAGGACGGAAGUCAACCUGACACAUACAUAUAUUCGUUCAGAGGCAUCUUGUACGCUACAGGAGACCCCGAGGCUCUGCUUUCCUUCUUCCAAGGCGAGGCUACGCACCUUACCAUGAAAUUUAUCGAAACGUAA
This is a messenger RNA of Psilocybe cubensis, 909 nucleotides long. RefSeq lists its product as uncharacterized. The coding region runs from base 1 to 909 and encodes 302 amino acids. The record is from RefSeq and is a predicted model, not a curated record. The transcript has 8 exons. NCBI's taxonomy places the organism in Eukaryota, Fungi, Basidiomycota, Agaricomycetes, Agaricales, Agrocybaceae.